Molecule: messenger RNA, 1965 nt
Organism: Metarhizium album ARSEF 1941
Lineage: Eukaryota; Fungi; Ascomycota; Sordariomycetes; Hypocreales; Clavicipitaceae
Product: GTP-binding protein GUF1
Exons: 5
Coding region: 1-1965 (654 amino acids)
Biological process (GO): positive regulation of translation
Cellular component (GO): mitochondrion
Molecular function (GO): GTP binding; mitochondrial ribosome binding; GTPase activity
Source: RefSeq, a predicted model, not a curated record
AUGAGCUGGGCGUGGAGAGCUGGAAGAGUCUGGGCGCGACAAUGCCUCCCGCCAGCAAGAUCCGUCCCCUUCAAGCAACACCCCGUCUGUCGCCGCGCAUUUGCAUCGACAGCAAAACCAACGCCGGCAGAGCUUGAAGCACGAAUUGCGGCGAUUCCCAUUGAGCGGUAUCGAAACUUUUGUAUUGUUGCACACAUUGACCAUGGGAAGAGCACGCUGAGUGAUCGAUUGUUGGAGCAUACGGGCACAAUCUCGGCAAGCGAUGCAAAUAAGCAGAUUUUGGACAAACUAGACGUCGAACGCGAGCGCGGAAUCACGGUCAAGGCGCAAACGUGCACAAUGCUUUACGAACAUCGGGGGGAAGACUAUUUGCUUCAUUUGGUCGAUACGCCCGGUCACGUUGAUUUCCGCGCCGAAGUGACCCGGUCGUAUGCUAGUUGUGGCGGGGCGCUGCUCCUGAUUGAUGCAAGCCAGGGUGUUCAAGCGCAGACGGUGUCGAAUUUCCACCUUGCUUUUGCGCAGGACCUGGCUCUCGUUCCUGUGAUUAAUAAGAUCGACAUGCCUUCCGCAGACGUUCCUCGAGUCUUGAACCAGAUGGAAACCAGCUUCGAAUUGGAUCCCAAGGAUGCUGUACUUGUCAGUGCCAAGACGGGGGAGGGCGUUCCAGGAAUCCUGCCAGCUGUCAUUGAAAAGAUAUCCCAUCCUGUCGGGGACGAAAAUAAACCGCUCAAGUUUCUACUCGUGGAUUCGUGGUACGACAAUUUCCGAGGCGUAGUUCUCCUGGUACGAGUAUUUGACGGCACGGUACGAGCUGGGGAUCACGUAGUUUCCAUGGGCACUGGCAUGAAGUACACAGUUGGACAGGUCGGCAUACAGCACCCCGAAGCUACGCCACAAAAGGUCAUGCGAGCUGGUCAGGUUGGCUACGUGUAUUUUAACCCGGGCAUGAAGAGGAUACAGGACGCCAAGCUUGGCGACACCUUUACGACGGUGGGCUGCGAACAGGCUGUUGAACCCUGUCCGGGCUUCGAAGAGCCAAAGCCCAUGGUGUUUGUGGCGGCGUUUCCUACCGACCAAAGUGACUAUACGCGUUUGGCAGACAGCAUCAACCAGCUCGUGCUGAACGAUCGAAGUGUCACGUUACAAAAGGACUUCUCGGAGGCUCUGGGCUCUGGUUGGCGCCUAGGAUUUCUCGGCAGCUUACACUGUUCAGUGUUUCAGGAUCGUCUGAAGCAGGAGCACGGCCGAAGCAUCAUUAUUACCGAGCCCACUGUCCCAACCAAGGUCAUUUGGCCAGAUGGAUCGGAAGAGGUUAUUCAGAACCCAGCCUUGUUCCCAGACGCAACCGACCAUCGCAUUCGAAUGUCGCAAACACUCGAACCAUAUGUCAGGGCGACCAUGACGCUCCCGCAAGAAUAUCUCGGGCGAGUGAUUGAACUCUGUGAAGCGAAUCGCGGCGAACAGCAGAGCUUGGAAUUCUUCCACACAACCCAGGUCAUCUUGGUGUACGACAUACCAUCCGCGCAACUGGUGGAGGAUUUCUUUGGCAAGCUCAAAGGCGCUACCAAGGGAUAUGCCACGCUGGACUACGAAGACGCGGGCUGGCGCGAGAGCAAACUAGCCAAGAUCCAGCUGCUCGUCAACAAGCAGCCUGUCGACGCAAUCUGCCGUGUUGUGCACGGCUCACAGGCCGACCGCAUCGGCAGGCAAUGGGUCACCAAGUUCAAGCAGCACGUUGACAGGCAAAUGUUUGAGGUGGUCAUCCAAGCUGCGGUCGGCAACAAGAUCAUAGCCCGCGAGACCAUCAAGCCCUUCCGCAAGGACGUCCUCGCCAAACUGCACGCCAGUGACAUUACGCGGCGCAGAAAGUUGCUGGAGAAGCAAAAGGAGGGCAGGAAGAGGCUACGGGCCGUCGGCAACGUCGUCAUCGACCAGGAGGCCUUCCAGAGCUUCUUGUCCAAGUAA